CGUGUGCAUUCCCUUUUUUGUUGAGAAGACCCAUCAUCUUUGGGUAGUCUAUCUGGAGGAAAGGUACGAACCAAAUCCCAUCAUUCUGUAGCGGAGGAUAAUGGAGCAACAAGACUCGACAUCCAUCAGCAAGCCCCAUGGCGAAUCGGAUCGGUACAUUCAUGACAUGCAACAGGCAAUGGCAAUGAGAAGACGUAGCAACCCCAAACCGUCACCAACAACACCCGCAUCAUCACCCCGGAAUUCUACUACAAGCAAGCAGGAGGCCGUGUCAUUAGGAUUGAGGGGUCUGGAUGAAGCCGAUUUACUGCGAGAAGAGGGACACGCUCAGUGCGCUUUGGAACUCUACCAGUCUGCCAUUGAGGUGCUGAUUCGGUCGCUGCAGGACCCUGCCAUUUCAACGUACGAUAAGGAGGCUCUGCAAGAGCGUAUACGAGUGGCACUCUCCGAUGCGGAGUAUAUCAAGGAACGCAUCAAGCGAGGAGACGUGAAGCAAGGUCAAACGACCUGUGAAUCCUCUACAGAAUCUCCCAUGAAACGAACCUGCUUUUCCAGAAUAACGGAAUAUCUAGCAAAAAUUAGGGUAGGAAAUGCACAACCGUCAAAAGGAAAGAAACAACCACAACCAGCACCGUCUUAUCGACCAAUAGGAGGACAGCAAGCAACCUCUCCACGAAAAUCAGCAGCUCCACGACAACAAACAUCUCUCCGCAAUACUAAUGUAGCCAGCCGACCUGUGAAUACAGUUGCACGUAAUUCACGACCUGCCAGGCAGCAGCAACCACAACAGGGAGGUGCAUUGGCCAACCUAGCGGCCAAAGAAUCUCAGCUCAUUCGACAAACUGUCAUGAAUGAUAUGUAUGUUCCACAGGCAAAAUUGCAAUAUACAACUUGGGAUGAUAUUGCUGGGCUGGCACCUGCCAAGCAGGCUCUACAAGAAGCUGCGAUCAUGCCUCUCAUCAGACCUGAUUUGUUCACUGGACUCAGAAAACCACAAAAUAUUUUGCUCUACGGACCGCCCGGAACUGGAAAAACCAUGUUGGUCAAAGCGGUUGCCUACGAAAGCAAGUGCAGUCUAUUCGUGUGUUCCGCUAGCUCUGUGACUAGCAAAUGGCAUGGAGAAGGAGAAAAGCUGGUGCGAGCACUCUUUGAAGCAGCAAAGCAAUGCUCGCCCUCCAUUGUCUUUAUUGAUGAAAUUGAUAGUUUGUUGUCCACGAGAAAGAGUGAUGGGGAACAUGAGGCCAGUCGACGUUUCAAGACAGAAUUCAUGGUUAAUAUGGAUGGAAUCAGCCCUACAAACGACAAAAAUAGAGUUCUCUUGAUUGCCUGUACGAACUGUCCCUGGGAUGUGGACUCGGCCAUCUUGAGACGAUUCUCUCGACGGAUCUUUGUGCCACUACCAGACAAGGAUGCCCGAAAGGCACUGGUCAAGUCGCUUUUGAAAAAAGCUGGCAAACAUUCUCUCGACAAGAGUGACAUUUCAGAUAUUGUCAAAAGACUAAAGGGCUUUAGUGGAUCCGACAUUCAGGCCAUUGCAUCAGAGGCAUCCUUUGGACCCCUCCGUUCUGUGGGAAGCUUGGAUGAGAUUAGAAGCGUUCGCGAAAAUGAUGUUCGACCCAUUGCCAUUGAAGACUUUGAUGAUGCCAUUGAACAAGCAACCAAGAGUGUGUCAAAGGGGCAGCUGAAGAAAUAUGAUGAAUGGAAGACGGAGCAGGGGGCAUGAUACCAAUGACUAAGACAGACAAUUUGCAUGGUUUUGUAGUUUGGCUCCCUCUAGGUAGCUAGACUAGUAGGCCACUACUGAGUAUGUUUAAACAGUUUGGGAGUCGGCCACUAACAAGGCGUUGUCAACCUCACCCAGAAAGUUUGUGUUUGAAGUGGUUUCCGGUGCGCCCCCGGCCAGAAUGUUUUGUAAGAAGGCGGCGGAAUGAACUUGCUCGUCCGGGUCCUUGUUCCUACAUGUACCGUGUGGUAACACCUCAAUCUACAAAUAAAUGGAACGAAAUGAAUAAUCUGGAGGGAAGCAUAAAAGGAAUUGCACGGAAUUAGAGGCAUAACAUCAUGAUGAGAGUAGUGCCAAGAAAAGAUGCGCUCAAGCGUUCUCUCCCACUGCUUCAACCUUCCUCAAAAGCGGGGGCGGAAGACCCAAACACAGAUUUCAAGGCAAAAAAAGGUUUUUCUGGUUAAUUCUGCUCUAGUCUAGCUAGCUACCGAUAGUUGUCAGAUUCCACAGAGAUCAAGUUCAACUAGAGGCACGUCACUGCAUGGUGGAGGAUUGCGUGCUGUAUGUUUUGAGUGAACACGCCUCUAGUAAAGUAGUUGAGUUAGACACGAAUCAAUCGCGCCUUGGGAUUAUCGCCUUGCUCCUCUUUUUGCUGUCGCUGUCGUCGGCGCUUACUGGUAUCGGUGCAGGCGGUUGCUUGCUGUCGAAAGGAGUUUGUCAAUUGCAUCGUGCACGUGAUGUAUCCAUCAUCCAUUUCCAGUUGAUACUUGGGAUAGGGUGAAUACUCAUGAUCAUCAUCCUCACUGCUGCUGUUUUCAUUGUCGUCAUCGGCAACACCAAAGACAGCGGCACGAGUGGCCGUGCUGGUUCCUUUUCGCAAGGCUUUGACCAAUUGUUCGUGAUGAAAAUUGAGAUAUUGGUGGUACUGUUGUUGUUGUGAAUCGUCAUCAUCAGUCUUGGCAAUACAUUUGUUUCUUAGUAUUUGUCGCUGUUGUCCCGUGAAAUCAUGUGCUUUGCGUCGUAACGUUUCGGUGGCACCAUGGCGUUGUAUGUCCUUUUCCAUGUACUUGAUGCAUUCUUGUGGCGAUGGGACAUAAAAGACCCGUGCAAACUGGCAUUGGACUCCUUCGUAGGUUAAAAAAUCGAGUAUUCGUCUCAUGGACAAGUUGGAAGCAACAUGGUAUGGAUUUUGCGGUCUUGGCGUGGCGGGAAACAAUGCUCCUUGAUGGCAUCCCAGCGUCACGUCUUCUUGGACGAGAGUGGUACGACGAUUGUAGUAGCACAGAGAGGGUGCAUGCAUGGCAAUAUCGGGAAGUGCUUCGUAGGGAUAAAGCGCCAAAACGCGUCGUAAAUUGUGGCAUCCGGACAAAUCUCCCGACCAACACGCCGUGUAGGGGAAUCCAGUCGAUAGAGCAUUGCCAGGGACGGGGUCGAAUAAGAGCAUACUCGCCGUCACUUCUUGAAAACCAGUAUUGGUAUUAUUGGCAGGAAAUGCCUUGGCCAAUUUUUGGGCCAAUUUCAUGCAGGCAACACCUCCUCGCGAGAGACCCACGCCCACGACAUGGACGAAUUCUGGCUGAUUAUUAUUAGUAGUAGUAUUCGUACUACUAGACUGACUCUUGUGAUUUUGCAGCAUUUUCCGAACAAUCGCCACUACCAAAUCGCAUUGUUCCUCCAAGCCACGAGCAAAUAAGCCACCCCAAAAACUUCCAUUGGUAACACCGCAUCCAUCAAACGACACUUUUAAUGGACAGCGACGAUCUUGGGGUACUUGAUUGGGUGCCGCCACGGGAACCGCGCAACACGCUUGCGAAAAGACACCAAUCUGCGUUGUAAUGGGGUUCAGCGUAUUGGCUGUUCCUUCCCAAAACACUGACAGGAUUUGACGACCGGCAUUGGGACCGGCAACAGACAAGCUAGUAUUAAUAGUGCUCAUGGUUGGACUUGACUCGACUCGCAAGAAACAAAGGCAAGACAAAAAUCAAAAAAUGUGCUCGUUUGGCAUUGCCACUGAUCGAACCGUUGGGGACAAUGCGCCUCCAAAUCCUCAUCCCUACAUUCGGAGACUUGUUUUUUAAAAAGGUCGAGGAGCGGAGGGUGACCAGUUCGACGUGCCCACAAAAUGAGACAUCUUCCCAAUACCGGACUACCAGAUCCCAUUUGACAGGCAGUCUACUGUAACUACAUGUACUCCGAGUAACUUACUAAAGGCACUUGAAGGUUGGCAGGUCUCCAGCAUCCACAGGAGAAAAACCCAAAUCCACAGUUUGUUUCUUUGUUGUACUGUAGCAUCUCUUAUCUACCGUAGCUACCGGUACAUGGCUGAGCUACUCAAUCACACAUUCAAACAAGAUUACUUGACUAUGUGAAGCAACUUGCGUAUUGUUCGAUGAGGAAUCAUUCUGGACAUUACAGCAACCUGAGUGGUGAUGCUGUCAGUUUUGGCUUCAAGCUUAAAAAAAUAAAACAAAAAACCAUCUAGUUGUUUCUAUUCUACAUUUGACCUUUGAAUUUUGACAGAAAUUGCGACAUCUCCACAACAACACCUCAAGCCACCACCAGAACUAUGUUUCAAAAGCUGUUUCUUGUUGGCCUCUUACAUUGCUCAGACUGUAACUGUAACCAACUAGCUAUUACUCUUCUUCCCCAAACUUGUGAAUCCUGCUUCACAGGCUCUGCAGGAACAGUUGCUUGCAGCAUCACAUGUGGUGGAUGUCACCUAUGAAAUAUCUGUGAAUUUGAUGUUGGGUGCACAUAGACCAUACUAGUACUGAUUUUGGACAGGGGAUAUGUACAUUGACAUCAGCCUAGAUUCAUCAC
Molecule: messenger RNA, 4543 nt
Organism: Seminavis robusta
Lineage: Eukaryota; Bacillariophyta; Bacillariophyceae; Naviculales; Naviculaceae
Source: the annotation of a GenBank genome assembly